GGAUGGAUGGACGGACAGACAGACAGACUCAUGCUCUCUCUACUGACGGAGGAGGACAGAAACCCAACCGGAGAUAAUAUCAGGAUGAAAAUAAACACUAUGUCGCACCGUGUCCAUGUUUGGAAACGCAUUACUCUGACUCCGUGAAUAUACUGAAGCUUUGGUGAGUGUGAGCGUGUGUGUGUGUGUGAGCUGGUCAUCAUGGCCUCAGAGAAUGUGACCUUGGAGAAUCAGCUUCACAGUGCGCAGAAGAACCUGCUGUUCCUGCAGCAAGACCACGCCAACACGCUGAAGGGGCUCCAUGCGGAAAUACGCCGCCUGCAGCAGCACUGCACUGAUCUGACGUAUGAGCUGACGUGCUGGAGUUCCGAUCCGAACGAUGAUGGCGAGGCACGUUGCAGAGAGCUCCAGCGUCGCUGUGAGGAGCUGGAGGAGCAGUUGAAGGCCAAAGAGCAGGAGAACAGCGAGCUGCUGCGUGAGCUCGAGCAGAAGAACGCUAUGAUCUCGGUGUUGGAGAACACGAUCCGCGAGCGCGAGAAGAAGUACCUGGACGAGCUGAAGCUCAAGAGCCACCGGCUGGCCGUGUUAUCCGGGGAACUGGAGCAGAGAGCCGGCACCAUCGCCUUCCUCACGGCGCAGCUCCACGCCACCAAGAAACGCCUUUUAGAGGGCGGAGCUGCCUUUAAGCCGUCCCCGCCGGCCGAGCCGAGGCUCGACUCGCCCACCAACGGAGCAAGCAAGCAGCCGGACACGCCGCGUAGGCGCAUGCGCAAAAGCCUGUCACAGCCUCUGCACUGCGAGUACACGGAGCUCUACAGGGUGGGCGCAGCCGACGGUCGAAGAAUCGUCCUCAGAGAUGCCACGGGAACGAUGCCCGACCCCGCACCGUUCCUGCAGGCCCGAGACACGCCCUCUAACACUGACGCACAGCCAGUGGUACGUGAACGACCCCCGGUAAUCCCACCUAUCGCAUCCGCAACAAGCCCCACCCAUGCUCCUGUGCCUCCGAGCCCCAGGCAGCAACGAGGCUCCGCCCACAUCGGAGUGGCACACAGGAUUCAUCGCCCACCCGCAGAAGUGGAGACGCUUGCUGUGGAUCAGGUUAGCGGAGAGAAGGUGGUGCGCAAACCAUCAGGCGCUGACAGAACUGUUUAACUCUCACACACACACACUGAUUCCAACCAAUACACACACACACACACACACACACACACAAGACAUAAGCAGUCUAUAGAAAUCACACUAUAUAUCUCUCUCAGUACUAUAACACUGGAAUAAUUAAUGUAGCCACACAAACACAGCAGUUAAAACACUGGACGACACACACCGGGACGACGUGCUCCAGCUUCACGGGACGGUGACGUAAACAGGAGAACGGCCGCGUGCUGCUAAUCAGACUUAACGGGACAGAACGGGAGAAAAGCAUCAGCCUCUGUAUAACCUGCUGUAUAUGCAAAACUGACUGCUGCAAGCAAAAACGAGGAUUUUUUUUUUCCGUGUUCAGUAUCACACGUUUUUUGGACGUCGGUUGGAAACGAGUGUACCGUACGCAUGCCAAACGUUUCACUUUCCUUACCUCAUUCACACUUUACAGGUUUGCGUUCUGGCUCACCUUUUGUUCGCGCUAACAGUAUAAACAGCCAAAUCUUCUUGUCCUCGCCUUUCAUUAUAGAUGCAUAUUUAUUGACGUGCGCUGCGGUAGGUAGUAAAGCAGGUUUGCACUGACUGUCCUUCUGCCUCGUCUCUGUACAGGUCGCUCACAUUACUGUCGACU
This is a messenger RNA of Neoarius graeffei (lesser salmon catfish), 1774 nucleotides long. It is a transcript of the gene ccdc92, whose product is annotated as coiled-coil domain containing 92. The record is from RefSeq and is a predicted model, not a curated record. NCBI's taxonomy places the organism in Eukaryota, Metazoa, Chordata, Actinopteri, Siluriformes, Ariidae. The transcript is spliced from 4 exons. Bases 202 to 1155 code for a protein of 317 amino acids.